This is a messenger RNA of Pseudomyrmex gracilis, 1380 nucleotides long. RefSeq names its product 39S ribosomal protein L37, mitochondrial (gene mRpL37). Gene Ontology annotation, cellular component: ribosome; mitochondrion. The record is from RefSeq and is a predicted model, not a curated record. Lineage: Eukaryota; Metazoa; Arthropoda; Insecta; Hymenoptera; Formicidae. The coding region runs from base 63 to 1301 and encodes 412 amino acids. Gene Ontology annotation, biological process: translation. Gene Ontology annotation, molecular function: structural constituent of ribosome. The transcript is spliced from 7 exons.
CAAUAUAUAAACCUAUAGGAAACUCGAAAGAUUCAAGAAUACAAAUAAAAAAAAAAAAAACAAUGAAGAUCACACAGAUACUAUACAAGCAACAUUUAGGUAGGCUGAUUAGAUCGAUAUGGCAUGCAAAACGAGAACGCAAAAUAGUGCCUACAAAAACAGAAGAGCAUUUGAAAAAAUUGGGAAUUACAAUAAAAGAUCCUAUAGAAGUACUUCCAGCAAAAGAAAAACAGAGUGACAGAAUUGAGAUAAGUAAGGAUAUGUUCCUAAAUCCGAAAAUAGUAUUUGAUAACACCCAUCCUGAGUGGAAGGCCAAUUCCUGUCUGAUAUUUAAGGAUCAUAAUGUCUUGCAAGAAGGAGUUCGGCAAGCACAGUUAUUAACAAAUACUAUACUUCUGCCAGAUAACUCGUUCAGUUAUAUCACAGAUUUACAACCAGAUUUACCAGAUUAUGUAGAUGAUAUAGUUAAAAGAAUAAUUUAUACUUCAAGCAUAUUUGAUGCUCAUCAAGAACCACUACCGAAGAGAAAGGAUCUCGAGAGGCCUGCAUGGGUGUUUCCCAAAGAUUAUGGCAUAACUAAUUGCAGAAAAAUGCGGAAUCUAUCUAGAAAACUCUUACAACUCUGUGAAUCCCUAGCUGGACCGGAUAUUUGUCAAAAACGAUGUGUUUUAUUUGAUGGUAUUACACAAUUGAACUUAGAAAGAGAAUCAGAACUCAUCCAGUUCACUUUGAGAUCAGACGUGGCGGUCAUGUCCUCGAGUCCUUUAAAAGCGCUAGAAAGUUCAAAUUAUACAGAGAUAGAGCUGCCGAACAUUUAUCCGAUACACUAUAUGAUCGGCUUAGAUAAGACAAACUUCUACAAAAUCGAGGAUAUAUAUCCUGUUGGCGCAACGUCACCUUGGAUAAACGUUCAUACCAUUUUCGUGCACUACGAUCCUACGGAAGUAAAAAAUCUGACGGAGUUGCCCGUGACGGAGGAUCAGAUUAUCAGUCGCAGCAUGAUAAAGUCAUACACCGCAGCGGCGUUUUGCGCGCGUCAAAAAUUCGGCAUGUCCGUGAAAAAAUUACCGGAACCCGUGACGGUGCAGUGCAUUCAAUCGGACGGAAAGAACUAUCACUUCUUUGUGUAUCAACUUAAUUCGUUGGACAUCAAUGACACGAGCACAAAGAAUUUUUGGUGCUCUCUUCCGCCGUUAACGCUCUACGAGAAAGCUCAGUAUGAUAGCGGCAUACCUGUGCUCGAGGGUUACAACACGGAAGUGUUCAAGAGGAUAUUCGCGUUUUACAAGAACGGAAGUUGAAUAAAAUCUGCUAAGUAAAAUGUGAAGUUUUUUUAUUUUAUACAACUGUACGAAGAAAUAUAUACAUAUAUAUUAUCUA